Molecule: messenger RNA, 1079 nt
Organism: Centruroides sculpturatus (bark scorpion)
Lineage: Eukaryota; Metazoa; Arthropoda; Arachnida; Scorpiones; Buthidae
Exons: 7
Coding region: 107-1045 (312 amino acids)
Source: RefSeq, a predicted model, not a curated record
AUGUUACGUAUCUGCGCCUGCGCUUUUGAACGAGGAAGUAACCUAUCAACAUGAACACCAUUUUUCUCGUGUUUAUGGGUUUUUAAUAAUGAACACGUGACUAAACAUGGCAUACAUGGGAACAUUGAUUUUUCUAUUGUGUUUCAGCGUAUCCUAUGCAAAAUUAGACACGUUGCAGUGUUCGAAUGAUCAGUUACAGCAGUGUUUAAUAUCUAUAACACUAGAGAGAAGAUCUAUCGGUGCUCCCCUUUCUACAAUCGAACUUAUGAGUAAUUGCAGGAAUUUUCGAGAGGGACUAAACUGCCUUAUUUGGUAUUCUGUUAACUGUAUUAGCCAAUCGCAACGCGGUGUUACCAAAGACGUCAUCGAAAACGUCAGGCAGUAUCUGAAGAACGUGUGCGAAGACUUCGAACAAGUCGAUGAGAACUGGAGGGAUCGAAAAUGUUAUAUGAGUGAUGAGAUGGAAACUUGUAAGGAGGAUUACUUCAAGCAUAACGAUUACAAGAAGAUCGACGAGUACAGCUGCGGGCAUUAUUUUCAGUUCAAAAGAUGUGCCGAGAGGAUACUAGAUGAAAAAUGUACAGAGAAAUACAACAUAUACUUAAGCACUUAUCUGUUAGAUAAAGCGGAUGAGUUCAGUUGGAUGUGUUCUGAAGAGGAUACGUAUUUUAAUAAUAGAAACGAUCAAUUGAUGAUUCGGUCCAUAAAGGGUGCGAGGUGCUUGAUUAGGAAUAGAGAAAAGCUUUCCGCGUGCAGAAGAAAUUACGACGAGAAUGAAAAUGUGAUUGAGAGUGAAGAUAUCUUUGCCACUGCUUGCUGUGCCUUUAAGAAGUACGUCUUCUGUAUCGACGACGUCGCAACUACAAACUGUAGAUCCGAAUCUCGAGAAUUAAUCGACAAUGCUUUACAGCGCCUAAACAGGGAUCUUAAUUACAAAUGUAUUAAUUAUGAACUCGACAUGUGUUCGUCUUGUUCUGCUCUAACGUCAUUACUCAGUUUAAUCGUUGGGAUGAUAACUGUGAUGGAAGUGUGCGUGAGACACUGACUUGUGUGAUAUAUUUUUUAUGUAAAAAGUUAAU